Zingiber officinale is the source of this 762-nucleotide messenger RNA. RefSeq lists its product as uncharacterized. Gene Ontology annotation, molecular function: protein binding. The transcript has 7 exons. Lineage: Eukaryota; Viridiplantae; Streptophyta; Magnoliopsida; Zingiberales; Zingiberaceae. Bases 166 to 762 code for a protein of 198 amino acids. The record is from RefSeq and is a predicted model, not a curated record.
GUUAGAUAAGUUACUUCAGGAUGAAAAUGAGACAGGUGCAUCUACUCCUUAUACAGCUGCCAUUCCUGAAUACCGGGUUGUAUUUGUCAAGCUUGAAGAAGUUCCAUAUCUGGACAAAAGUUUGAGUUUUGCAAAUGGCCAUGCUAUUCAUGACAUACAACAUCCAUGCAGCCUCUUGGUUCAUCUUCAAGUCAGAUGUAUAUGAAUGCUUACUCUGUGAUGCCAAAAUUUGACUGUCUUGUUUUAUGGAAGGUGGCUGGAAAACUAAUCAUGCCAAAACCAAAGGGCUUAACAUCUGAGAUUAAAAAAGCUCCGUCAUCUGGACUUAAGUGGUCCUUUUCUCCUGGGACUAACCUGCUAUCAGGUGGUGCUGCAAAACUUGAAAAAGAGUCUAGGCAAAAACUAAAUGAGUUUUCCAAGGAACUUAGAACAUUCAGAAGUGUUGACUUGUCAGGUCGUAACUUUGGUGAUGAUGGUCUGUUUUUUCUUGCUGAAAGCCUUGGUUACAACAGACUCUUAAAGGCAGUAGAGGAAGUUGAUUUUUCUGGCAAUGGGAUUACAGCAGUUGGCCUAAAGGCACUUGAUGGUGUUCUUCAGACGAAUACCAUGCAUAAAACUACAGUUUCUUUCAACUUUGGGCUUCUUCCUCCACCGGCAGCCAGUGACAAAGCCCUCACAGAACCUUACUUGUCAAUAUGCCCGAGUGCUAGCCGCCGCAAAGAUCAUGGUACCAACAAAUUUAAACAAUGUCCUACAGUUUAA